Messenger RNA from Condylostylus longicornis, 318 nucleotides. RefSeq names its product flexible cuticle protein 12-like. Bases 1 to 318 code for a protein of 105 amino acids. The record is from RefSeq and is a predicted model, not a curated record. Gene Ontology annotation, molecular function: structural constituent of chitin-based larval cuticle. The transcript is spliced from 2 exons. Gene Ontology annotation, cellular component: chitin-based extracellular matrix. NCBI's taxonomy places the organism in Eukaryota, Metazoa, Arthropoda, Insecta, Diptera, Dolichopodidae.
AUGAAAUACGCUAUUGUAUUUGCUGCUCUCUUUGCUGUUGCUUUAGCUGCUCCACUCGAUGAUCCAGCUAAUGCUCAAGUACUCCGUUAUGACAAUGAUAACAUUGGUGUUGAUGGAUACAAUUUCGCAGUUGAAACCAGUGAUGGUAAAUCACAUCAAGAAAGUGGUAAAGUUAAAAAUUUAGGACCAGAUGAUACACCAAUCACAGUUACCGGAUCAUUCAGAUAUACUGGUGAUGAUGGUCAAGUAUAUGAAGUAACAUAUACUGCUGAUGAAAAUGGUUUCCAACCAUCCGGUGCUCAUAUUCCACAAGCUUAA